AUGGCCGACAACAACUCUUCCACCCUCAAGUCCUACGUCGACUCCGCCACUGGCGCCGUCCAGAACGCCAUUGGCAACCUCACUGGCAGCACUGGCGACCAGGUCCAGGGCGAGGCCAAGAAGCAGAAGGCUGAGGCCGAGCAUGAGGCUUCCCACACUACCGCCAAGCUCCCCGGUGCCACCCUCUCCGGCUCGGGUGCCGUCGCUAAGGACAGCUCUGACCGCACCGAGGGUUCUUGGAACCAGACCGCAGGCGCCACUAAGGAGGCUAUCGGUGGACUCAUCGGCAGCGAGUCCCUGAAGAACACCGGCCGUCAACAGAACCUCGAGGGCCAGCAGCAGGAGGCCAAGGGUCAACUCAGCGACCUUGGCUCUGGCAUCGGUGACCGCGUCCAGGGCACCAUCGGCAGCGCCGUUUCCAACAUCACCGGCGACAAGCAGGGCGAGACUCACUACGACCAGCUGCACGCCGAGGGCAAGACCCGACAGCGCGGUGUCGAGCAUGACCUUCAGAAGAAGGCUGAGGCUGAGCAGAAGUAG
Messenger RNA from Fusarium keratoplasticum, 540 nucleotides. Its product is annotated as CsbD domain-containing protein. The coding region runs from base 1 to 540 and encodes 179 amino acids. Lineage: Eukaryota; Fungi; Ascomycota; Sordariomycetes; Hypocreales; Nectriaceae. The transcript is spliced from 2 exons. The record is from RefSeq and is a predicted model, not a curated record.